CCAGACUUCCGGGAGGUCUAGGAAGUCGCUUUUCUCUGGGUCGGAGGCGGGGUUCUCCUGGUGCGAUGCCGAUUGUGCGGAUGUAGUUGGGAAUCCUGCUGACAGGCACAGUGGAGUUGGGCGGGGCCCGGUGGCUGCAGGCCUACCAGGAGAGUCCCCUGAGGUCUGGCCGAGAGGUCAUCAUUCAUCCGUGUAGUGCCGCAGAGGAGCGAGGGCCCCUCGGGGGUCCUGGGUCUCCGAGCUCAGGCUUGCAGGGUACCAGCCUGCGCUAACCCUGGGCCGUCGCCAGCCUUUUCAGAACAGAGAACAUCAUUCUACUCUCACACGGUGGCCCAGGUGACCGCUCCCAUGGCUUUCCCCCAUCGGCUGGACGCCCCUGAGCUUCCUGACUUCUCUAUGCUCAAGAGGCUGGCUCGAGAUCAGCUCAUCUAUCUGCUGGAGCAGCUUCCUGGAAAGAAGGAUUUGUUCAUUGAGGCAGAUCUCAUGAGCCCUUUGGAUCGAAUUGCUAAUGUCUCCAUCCUAAAGCAACAUGAAGUAGACAAGCUGUACAAGGUGGAGAACAAGCCGGCCCUCAGCUCCAAUGAACAAUUGUGCUUCUUAGUCAGACCCCGCAUCAAGAAUAUGCGCUACAUUGCCAAUCUUGUCAAUGCUGACAAACUGGCAGGCCGAUUUAGAAAAUAUAAAGUCAUCUUAACUCCUCAGAAGUUUUAUGCCUGUGAGAUGGUGCUUGAGGAGGAGGGAGUCUAUGGAGAUGUGAGCUGUGAUGAAUGGGCCUUUUCUCUGCUGCCUCUCGAUGUGGAUCUGCUGAGCAUGGAACUGCCAGAAUUUUUCAGGGAUUACUUCCUGGAAGGUGACCAGCGUUGGAUCAACACUGUGGCUCAGGCCUUGCAUCUUCUCAGUACUCUCUAUGGACCCUUUCCUAACUGUUAUGGCAUUGGCAGAUGUGCCAAGAUGUCAUAUGAUCUGUGGAGGAAACUGGAGGAGGAAGAGGACAGUGAAACCAAAGGUCGAAGACCAGAGAUUGGACACAUCUUUCUCCUAGACAGAGACAUGGACUUUGUGACAGCACUUUGCUCCCAAGUGGUUUACGAGGGCUUGGUAGAUGACACUUUCCGAAUCAAGUGUGGGAGUGUCGACUUUGGCCCAGAAGUCACAUCCUCUGACAAGAGCCUGAAGGUGCUACUCAAUGCUGAGGACAAGGUGUUCAACGAGAUCAGAAAUGAGCACUUCUCCAAUGUCUUUGGCUUCUUGAGCCAGAAGGCCCGGAACUUGCAGGCCCAGUAUGAUCGCCGGAGAGGCAUGGACAUAAAGCAGAUGAAGAACUUCGUGUCCCAAGAACUCAAGGGACUAAAACAGGAGCAUCGCCUGCUGAGUCUCCAUAUUGGGGCCUGUGAAUCAAUCAUGAAGAAGAAAACUAAGCAGGACUUCCAGGAACUAAUCAAGACUGAGCAUGCGCUACUGGAGGGCUUCAACAUCCGAGAGAGCACCAGCUACAUCGAAGAACACAUAGACCGGCAGGUGUCACCAAUAGAAAGCCUUCGCCUCAUGUGUCUUUUGUCCAUCACUGAGAAUGGAUUGAUCCCAAAGGAUUACAGAUCCCUGAAAACACAGUAUCUGCAGAGCUAUGGCCCUGAGCACCUGCUAACCUUCUCCAAUCUGCGCCGAGCUGGACUUCUAACAGAGCAGGCUCCGGGGGACACCCUCACAGCAGUAGAGAAUAAAGUGAGCAAGCUGGUGACUGACAAGGCUGCAGAUACAAGGUGGAACCUAGCACAGAUUUCUUCCCCAGGAAAGAUCACUGACGCCUUCAGUUCUCUGGCCAAGAGGAGCAAUUUUCGUGCCAUCAGCAAAAAGCUGAAUUUGAUCCCACGUGUAGAUGGGGAGUAUGACCUGAAAGUCCCUCGAGACAUGGCUUAUGUCUUCAGUGGUGCCUAUGUGCCUCUGAGCUGCCGAAUCAUUGAGCAGGUGCUGGAGCGACGGAGCUGGCAGGGCCUGGAUGAAGUGGUACGGCUGCUAAACUGCAGUGAGUUUGCAUUCACAGACAUGGCUAAGGAAGACAAGGCUUCCAGCGAGUCCCUGCGCCUCAUUUUGGUGGUGUUCUUGGGGGGCUGUACAUUCUCAGAGAUAUCAGCCCUGCGGUUUCUGGGCAGAGAGAAAGGGUACAGAUUCAUCUUUCUGACAACAGCCAUUACAAACAGUGCUCGCCUCAUGGAAGCCAUGAGUGAGGUGAAAGCCUGAAGUUUUCUUGGCCAGUAUCUGAUUGUGGACCCCAGUGGGAUGCUGGUGUUUGACCUCCACCUGCUAGAAGAAUCCCUCAGCUAUACUUCUCGGAGCUAGGGACUUUGAAACUAAUUUGGGCUUUAGAGAACAUGUCUGAGGAGAGAAUUCAUGUUCUGUCCCCCAGGAUAUUAUUUUGUUUAUAAAUUUAGCCCAUGCUGCUAAGAUAUGCAGGGAGAGGUAUCCUUUGCUAAAUCCUAUUUGAAUAUUAUUGUAAAUAAAGCCUCUGUUCUCAAAUGCAA
Molecule: messenger RNA, 2519 nt
Organism: Cricetulus griseus (Chinese hamster)
Lineage: Eukaryota; Metazoa; Chordata; Mammalia; Rodentia; Cricetidae
Source: RefSeq, a predicted model, not a curated record